CAGCUUCCUCAUGCAAUGGUUGAGCCAAGAUUCAAAUUACAAUCCUCUCAGCCGAGUUCUUUCCGGCAUAUGAAGUCAGAUUCCGGUGAAAUGGUCAGCCAAGUGAGUUUAACUAAUACCGUUAAUUCUAACAGGAGGAGGUUGAAGAUCCGGCGACUCAAGUACACGUGCCAAACGAAGACGCAAAUCACAAUCGCCGAAGGCGAGAGCGAGAGCUUGAAUAAAGACGAAGUCGUUUUGACUCCACGCUUCACAAGGAUCGCGUACGGAUCGGUGUCAGUGAUCGGUAGGAGGAGGGAGAUGGAGGAUACGGUGAGAGUGGAGCUAGGUUUCGCGAGCAAAGGAGGGGAGAAGUACGACUUCUUCGGAGUGUACGACGGGCACGGCGGAGCAAGGGUGGCGGAGGCUUGCCGGGACAGGAUGCACGAGGUGCUGUUGGAGGAAAUAGUGGCGGGAAAGGAAGGUGAAAUUGAUUGGGAUAGGGUGAUGGAUGGGUGCUUUGUGAGGAUGGAUGAGGAGGUGGUGAGUGAUAAAAUGAUGGGGUCCACGGCGGUGGUGGCAGUGGUGGGGAAGGAGGUGGUGGUGGUGGCGAAUUGUGGGGACUCUCGUGCUGUGAUUUCAAGGGGUGGUGCUCCUGUGGCCUUGUCUGUUGAUCAUAAGCCUGACAGACCUGACGAGUUGGAUAGAAUUGAAGCUAAUGGUGGAAGGGUCAUAAACUGGAACGGAUACCGUGUCUUAGGUGUUCUUGCCACUUCCAGAUCCAUAGGUGAUCAAUACCUGAAGCCACAUGUGAUAUCUAAACCAGAAGUCACAGUGAGCAAGCGAACUGGCGCAGAUGAAUUUCUCAUACUAGCAAGUGAUGGCCUGUGGGAUAUCAUCUCAAACGAAGUUGCGUGCCAGGUCGUGAAAAGAUGCCUCAGUGGCCGGAUGAGGAGGAAAUCUGGGGAUGUUACGAAGGAAGGUCGCGCAGCGGAGGCAGCUGCGGUGUUGGCAGAGCUAGCAAUGGCUAGAGGUGGCAGAGAUAACAUUAGUGUCAUAGUAGUUGAGCUGAAAGAGCAGAGAGAUUUAUCCUGCUAGUAUAGCAAUAAUUAUGAAUAAUCAUAAUUUUUAGUCAGAUACUAGAAUCUGAUGCCAUUCUUUGUAAAAGAAGAUUCAAUAUCUGGAAGCUCAUCAAGGUUUCACUUGUGAUUGAUGAUGAGGAGGAACGUUUUCAUUAU
Messenger RNA from Tripterygium wilfordii, 1217 nucleotides. RefSeq names its product protein phosphatase 2C 51-like. Gene Ontology annotation, biological process: protein dephosphorylation. The coding region runs from base 16 to 1077 and encodes 353 amino acids. NCBI's taxonomy places the organism in Eukaryota, Viridiplantae, Streptophyta, Magnoliopsida, Celastrales, Celastraceae. Gene Ontology annotation, molecular function: cation binding; protein serine/threonine phosphatase activity. Gene Ontology annotation, cellular component: nucleus; cytosol. The transcript has 3 exons. The record is from RefSeq and is a predicted model, not a curated record.